Messenger RNA from Chenopodium quinoa (quinoa), 6627 nucleotides. RefSeq lists its product as uncharacterized. Gene Ontology annotation, cellular component: cytoplasm. NCBI's taxonomy places the organism in Eukaryota, Viridiplantae, Streptophyta, Magnoliopsida, Caryophyllales, Amaranthaceae. The coding region runs from base 1084 to 4368 and encodes 1094 amino acids. The transcript is spliced from 19 exons. The record is from RefSeq and is a predicted model, not a curated record.
UUAGAGGGAUGGGGAUUAAAAGGGGGUUAGGGAUAGGGAUAAAAACACCCACUUAUCCCUCCAUUUCUAUAACUAAGGGGGUGGUAUAAAGGGAAGAGAUAAGAAAUGAGUUUUAAAAGACCAAAUUAUCCUUAAUGAAAUUAAAAGGGUAAGGAGAAAUGGUAGAAGUUAGUAAGGGUAUUUUUAUAAAUUUAUUACUUAUUCCUAAUUUUUUCCAUACUUACCAAACAUGAAAUAAAAAUUAUUUAUCCUUGUCUCACCUAUCAAUCCCCUAUCUUUAUCCUCCCUUCUUAUCCCUCUUACUUCCAUUCAAUCUCUUUCAUCUCCUAGCUAGUCUCAUUGUAAUUCUUUUUUUUUUUUCCUCUCUUUUCAAUUAUCUCUACAAAUGUAACUAAAGUAAGUAAAUGCUAACAAUUAGAUGAAAGCACAUGUAUACACAAAUAAACAUGCAAACAUACAAAAAGGAAUCUGCUACUCUGCUAGUAAUUUGAGUUAUUUCUUUGAUUUUUUUUUGCUUUGUUUGUAAAUAAAUCCAACGUUGUUAGUGAUUAGCUAAUCUUUUGAGGUUGAUUUUAAGAGAUAUGAUUAUAUGAGAUUUGAUUUCAAAGUCAGAGAUUGUUUUUUGGUCGAAGCCAUAUCGCCGCGAUCCAAUUUGAUGAUGAUAAGCUGGGUGCCCGGUUUUGGAAGCAGUUCUGACUGGAUCCGGGACCAGUUCCGAGUCUGUUGGGACCGAUUCCAACACCGGGUCCAAUUUUUGACCCGGUACUAACCGGGUCCUGUUCCAAUUUCCUUCAACUUGACCGGGUACCCGGUCUUGCUCACCCCUAGGCCGAAGCUAACCGCUGUAGAUGCUCUUUCGGAGCUACGAGAUUAGAAGAAACAUUUGCACCGGGUUUCUCCAAUUCCUAUUCACCGUAUAUUGAAAGCAUGUAUUGUUUUCUCCUCUUCCUAUAUUCUUCUGAAUUCUCACUCUUUCAUUUCCGAAAUUCAUUCCUACUUCUUUCGGAAUUCCAAAUUCUUGCUUCUAAUCAUGCAUCAAUCCUAAAAACAACCUUGAAUUCCUAAAAAAUUGUUCUCCAAUCAAUGGAGAUUGUGACUGGUGAUCGUUACCUUGAAUCCCUAGUUAAAUUCGUGGCAAAAAAUGCAGGGGGAUUAAUCGAUGGAACCCUAAUUUUGAAGCUGAAUCCAGUUGGUCUUCACUAUGUUCAAUCCAGAUUGGAAGCACUUAGUGAACUAGAGGGAUUGAUCGCCGGAGCUCCGGUUGAUUAUCUUCGCGCUUACGUAUCCGAUCUCGGUGAUCACCGGGCUCUGGAGCAGCUCCGUAAGAUUCUGUGUCGUCUUUCGUCGUUGAAGAUUGUUUCCGUAUUGCCUCCCCCUUCAAGGGAUCCGACGCCUUUGUCGCUGCUUGCUUUCGGAAGAUUGAAGGUUUUGGAGCUCCGUGGUUGUGAUCUUUCUAUUUCUGCAGCUAAAGGUUUGCUUGAGUUGAGACAUACUUUGGAGAAACUUAUUUGUCAUAAUUCCACUGAUGCAUUACGUCAUGUAUUUGCAAGUAGAAUUGCUGACAUAAAAGAAUCACCCCAAUGGAUCCGGUUAUCUUUUGUAUCUUGUGCAUGUAAUGGAUUGAUUCUUAUGGAUGAGUCAUUGCAACUUCUUCCAGCUGUUGAAACUCUUGAUCUUAGCCGAAACAAGUUUGCAAAAGUUGAUAAUCUACGGAAGUGCACAAGAUUAAUGCACCUGGAUCUGGGAUUUAAUCAGCUUCGAUCAGUUGCAUCAUUUAGUGAGGUAACAUGCCAUGUAUUAAAACUUGUUUUAAGGAGCAAUGCAUUGACUACUUUGCGAGGGAUCGAGAAUUUGAAAUCUUUAGAAGGACUUGACGUCUCGUACAACAUCAUCUCUAACUAUGUGGAGCUAGAGGUCCUUUCAGGCCUUCCUUCUUUAAAAAAUAUUUGGCUUGAAGGGAAUCCUCUCUGUUGUGCUCGAUGGUAUCGGCCACAAGUUUUCAGCCAUUUCCUUCAUCCUGAAAAAGUGAAAUUAGACGACAAAGAAAUGAGCACAAGAGAGUUUUUGAAGAGGCAUAUAAUAAUUGCAAGGAGGCACAGAAGGCCUGCAAGUUAUGGAUUUUACUUUCCUGCAAGGGAAGACAAUGAAGUGGAAAGGUUUAUAGAUGGAAAAAGGAAGAAGCUCUCGCGCCUUGCAUGCAUAGAAAAUGAAGAGCUUGGGAUGAACAUGCUCUCUGAGCAAGAUUCAGUGUCCUGUGAUAAUGAUAUGCACGGGGGAGAGGAGGAUGUUUCGGAUAAAGAAGGUGAACUAAGUAGUUUGAUUAACAGAAUUGAGUUUAUGAAAAAAGAACGUUCUAGGUUAUGGUUGGAGGAAUUCAAGGAUUGGAUGGAUCAGGGAUCUGAGAAUUGGGUUGAUGAAAUAAAGAGUAGCCAGGCCGCACUGGCUUUUGGUAACAGCAAUUCAAGAGAGACAUCUAGCUGGAGGCACAUUGGAGAGAAUUCAAGGUACAUGGAAUAUAUAUCAGACACGAUCAUAAAUUCAGAAGAUGAUAGGAGUACAAAUGCUGAGAAAACUAAUAGCUCCUUUGCUAGUUCUUCUGCUGGCAAUCAUGGCUAUCAAUGGCAUCAUUCUGCUUCUGAAUAUGUGGAAACAAAACCUCUAGCAAUUGCACGAGCUUUAGAUGAAGAUCUUCUGAAGUUUUAUUUGCCUAAGGGGAAAAAUCAUCUACAAAUAGCAGAUGUCAACUCUGUUACACCUGGUAUCAGUGAGCAUGGCAAUGAGUUAAAUGCUAGUGUUAAUGGUACACCGUUGACUGCCAUCAAAAGUAUUAAGGAGUUAACGCCAUUCUCUGGAACCCCAGUAUCACCUCCACACUACGAGGAGGAUAUUCUUUAUCGCCGUCAGUACUUGGAGGAAGAGUUUUUACAAGUGUCUGCUGAGUCCUUAUCUGCUGCUUCCUCUGACAGUAAUACUAGCUGUGAUGACGAGGAUGGACUUGAAAGUGGGCCACCAUACCCUGAAAGUUACCAAUAUACUGGCGAAGAGGGUUUGACUCGAGGUAUCAAUUGGAAGUUUGCUCCUGAGGUAGGACCAGGAUGGGGCUCACUUGAUCUUCAUACGCAGCAAUCCACGAGUAAACUUGGCGUACUUGAUAGUUCUAUAGAGUUGUUCUGUGGUGAUGAACCUCUUCUUGGAAACAAUGAUGAAGAUGCUAUCACUUCCAAUAAGCAAGUUAAUGAUUGUCAUGAAAAGAAAAUCUCUAAAAGAAAACCAAAAAAAAGAGUUGUUUCACUGUCAGAUAGCAUAAGUUCCUGCAAAGCUGAUGUUAAAGAUGGGCAACAGAACCAAACUAUGAAUGAUAUAUAUUGCAUUGGAAGAGCUGAUGGAAAGGUGAACUCAGCACCUGCACAUGAUGAGGCUGGUGGAAUCCUAGCUUACUCAAAGCAUGGAGUUUCGAAAACUGGUGACCAUAUUGAAAAUUACUUCAAUUCACUUGUUGCAGAUACUGCCAUUCACGAGACUUGCAAGCAGUACAUUGUCUGCAAUGGUGUAGUUGAGAGGAAGCCCAUGUGGAACGAAAGACCGGUAGCUGUUGUUCUAAGCAGUGAAUGGAAGUUGUAUGUGAUUCUUCUUGAUGGCAUGCAUGAUGGGUCAGGUAAUAACUUGAGUCUAUUGACUUCACACAAGGUUGAAGACGUGAGAGAGGUUUCGGUUGGGUUGGGUCUUCUGGCUAUCUGGGUUUUUAUUGAUGAGGAUACUGCGUAUCUGUUGAUUACAAGAUGCAAGGAAAAAACUAGGCAUUUACUUUUCAUGAUAGGAUUAAUUGCGCCAGGAGAAAUAAAUAGAUUUUCUGUUAGGAGUUUGGAUCAGGUUCAGCUGAACUUGUUUGAUAGGCAAAUAUGUGGAAACUUGGGAAUCAGCAUUUACCAGUAUUGUAUGGUUCUUUUUCGGCACAAAGAAACAGAGUGGGUAUCCAGAUCUCUUUUUGUGAGUGGGGGACAUAUAGUUGUAUGCAUUGAGGAUAUCUUUCACUUCAGCUCACUUUCAGCACAUGCAGAUGCCACCUCUUAUUUCAUGCUUGAUAGUUGCUGUUCCAUUGCUAAUGUCUCUGAGAUGGUCAUUGAAGCCAAAGAGAACCUGAGUGUGACGUUGACUCUUAGAGAAAACUCCCCAAUAUCCUGUCUUUCACCUAUACUUGACAUGAUGAAACCGAGAGUUGGAUUUAAGAAUGGAAGUACAAUUCCAGGAGCCAUGACAUGGAAGUUGAAGUGGUUUUCUGCAGAAAGUUUAUGCAAGUUUGUCACAUUGCUAAAGGCAAUUCACAGAGGAAUGACAUCAUCAAGUUUGGCCAUAACCUACAUUUCAUAGUUUGGCCAUAAAGUUUUCCCCAUCAUUAAUUCAAUGUCUCCCUAGAGCAUCUUCUUUUUAUGUGAAUAAGCUAGUUAUUUCUGAGGCUGGCUACUUGUUUUUUGUUUUUUUUUUUUUUUUUUUUUUUUUUUUUAGAGUAGAGUAGAGGGGGAAGGUAAGGGAAUUCCCUAUUCUCUAGCAAAUGUAGGUGAUGGGGCUCGAACUUGUGACUUCAAAGUCACAAGGUGAGUUACCCACCACGUCUACCAAGCAUGUUUGGUUCAAAGUCACAAGGUGAGUUCCCCACCACCUCCACCAAGCAUGCUUGGUUCAAAGUCACAAGGUGAGUUCCCCUCCACCAGGCAUGCUUGGUUCUGAGGUUGGCUGUUUGUCCUGAGACAUAUUGCUUUCAAGGGGAAUAAGAGAAUAAAUGUAUACUUCCCGCCAGUGUAAGGAUGAAUAGGUAGGAGAUUCUUUAAGACCUGUAAAGUCGCUCUGUAGGAGUACGGAUAAUAGAUAGAUCUAUCUUCAGUAUACUCAUCUCCUUUUUUCUUUAGCACAUUGGCUUGAAUCCCUGGUGAUAUCAUUCUUUUUUUUUUUUUUCCAUUCAUGAUGUGUAAUCUACUUAUCUCUACCAAUUAAAAAGUGGGAAUAAGACAAACAUUCUGAUAAAUUGUGGCUUGGGUGUAGAGUCAAUGAAAUAUACUAUUCAUAAGACAUACACAUUAAUUCAUUUCAAUUUCAUCUACUGAGUCAGCCAUUUAAGGGAGCCAGCAAUUUAGCUAUUCUUCUUUUCCAGUUUUGCUUCUCUUCCACUCAUUUUGCUCAACUCACUUCUUCCCUCUCCCACACACACAAAACGCUUAAUUCUCCAUUGAAGCGGGUUCUAAACUUUCUUCUCCGUGGAAGCAACUUCAGAGAAAAAGGUUGCUGUUGCUUCUAUGCCGGCUGAGAUUUCGCUUGCCGCUUUGAGUUUGGUGCUUUGGUGUGAUGGAUGAUGAUCUUCCACCGCCUCAUCAAAAUAGAUUUGCAAGAAAUGCACAUGUAGUUGGGAAUGGGAGAUCUGCAGUUGCUGCCCCUGCGCCAUAUCCAAGGAUGCCAAAUAAUGACAUGGAAACACAAAUCCAUAUUAUUAAACAAGAUGCAUACUGCUCAGUUUUGCGGGCCUUCAAGGCUCAUUCCGAUGCCAUUUCUUAGUAGGAGAAGGAAAGUUUGAAAACGGAACUAGGGAAAGAGCUGCGGGUGUCAGACGAGGAAUAUAGGGAGCUUCUAUCCAGGGUGAACAGUGAUUAUAUGAUUUGUAGAAUAAGGGUCGCAGGGAGUGGAGAACGGCAAAUGGGGUAAACAGGCAUGCUUAGCUCUUCACAACCUGUUCAUGAAUCUGUACCUAGCCCAACUGUUUCAGCAUCGCAUAAGAAACAGAUAACAGAACAGUCAGUGUCGAAUUAUCUGUUGAUGCACCAUCUCCAACCUUGCAUCCUAACAUGCAGCCAUCUUCAUAAAAUUUCAGAAGAGGCCAACUAGGAUCCUGACCCAAAGAGACAAAACUAACUUUGCCAUACCCUUUCCUGCUCCUCUAGGAAGACCUCAGGUCGCCAAUCGUAGUACAUGAGGCACUUUUGGUGCUAAUGACCCUUCUGAAAAUGAUAAUUAUGGGAAUAUUGGGAAAAGAGUAUGGACAAGAUGGCCGGAAGAUAACAAUUUCUAUGAGGCAAUUAUAACAGACUUCAAAAAGGGUCGGCAUGGUUUAGUUUAUGUAUGAACGCCUAACGAAGCAUGGAAAUGGGUCAAUCUGAAAGAGGUGCUACAUCAAUAUGUGGCCUGAACCUUUGGAGUCAGAUUUUAUUUAUGCUUCAUCAUCUAUAGGAACUUCAGUGCACGGUUCCUAGAAGCAUUUUCUGCAGCUUCUGGUUAGGGAUUACAACAUUUAUAUAAUUCAGAAUAAUCUGAUCCAUUGGUGACAUAUCUGUGCUAUUUGUGUACUUGGUUAUAAAAGUUAUAGAUUUGUAAAGAAAUGCUGCUCUCUACACUUAGUUAUUGGAAGUGAAAAGGCCUCUUGGUUUUUAAGCCAUCUCCCCAUUAAAGCUUCAGUCGAAUGGCUAUGUUUAAAACUUAUCCUUACAAUGCUGCCGAUGAAUUGAAGAGCCCAUCCAUAGCAGUCGGACAGAGUGAAGAGUGCACACUGCGAAAUACUUGUAUUUGAGAUUUUGCAGCUACCUUAUUUUGUGCUCAAAGCUUAAUACCAUAAAUAUAUUUCUGGGUGAGGGUGUAGAUUUUCCA